Anopheles stephensi (Asian malaria mosquito) is the source of this 1395-nucleotide messenger RNA. Its product is annotated as ribosome biogenesis regulatory protein homolog. Bases 154 to 1200 code for a protein of 348 amino acids. Gene Ontology annotation, cellular component: preribosome, large subunit precursor; nucleolus; nucleus. The record is from RefSeq and is a predicted model, not a curated record. The transcript has 4 exons. Gene Ontology annotation, biological process: ribosomal large subunit biogenesis; ribosome biogenesis; endonucleolytic cleavage in ITS1 to separate SSU-rRNA from 5.8S rRNA and LSU-rRNA from tricistronic rRNA transcript (SSU-rRNA, 5.8S rRNA, LSU-rRNA). Lineage: Eukaryota; Metazoa; Arthropoda; Insecta; Diptera; Culicidae. Gene Ontology annotation, molecular function: protein binding.
CGUGCCCAACAGCAGUGGAAGAAGCAGAAGAAGACGACACGCUGGUCUUGACAGGUCUCGUUGGUAAACUUUGAAAACGUGUUUACCGGGCACCAGCACUUGCAGAGUCGGUAAUUUUGUAAUAUUAUUUCUCCUCCGCGCACGGUCGCCACCAUGGAUAUCGUAAAGGAGGUUUUGGAGAAGCAGCAGCAGACGCUGCAAAAGUAUAAACCGAUCACGGUACAGAAAACCCUCGACCCGACGAUCGAUGUGGGCCACAUGAUGGUGAGCGACCCGAACUACUUCGAUGAUGAACAGAUGAAAGCGGACCGCGAAAAGUAUGUGCUGGAUUUGACCCGCGAUAAUGUGCAGCUGCUGAUUAACAGUAUCUGGGAGCUGCCGACCGAGCGUGUCGAGGAAUCGAUUGUUGCUAAGCUACCAGCAGCGAAGGCUCCGUUGCCGCGUGCCCGAAAACUACCCGUCCCGAAACCGCUCACCAAGUGGGAAGAAUUCGCCAAGAAGAAGGGCAUCAAAAAGCGAACGCGCGAGAAGAAGGUGUACGAUCCGGUGCUGGACAAAUGGGUACCGACGUACGGCUUCCAGCGGUACAAGGCGGAGAAGGAGAAGGAUUGGGUGUUGGAAGUGCCACAGAACGAUCCGUACCGGGACAUGUUCAAGGAAAAGCGCGAUCUUCGCAUCGAACGGGUGGCUAAGAAUGAGGUGGCCCGCAUGAAAAACAUUGCCCGUGCGAAGAAGAUCGCUACCCCGCGGACGGGUUUCGUUGGGCCCGAGUCUGCGUCCGCUAAGCAGCUCAUCACUGCGUCCAAUAUUGCUAAAGCAUCGACGGCAUCGGUGGGAGUGUUCCAGGAAUCUCUGCCGAACGAUAAACAGGCGCGCGGUAUUGGCGUGAAGGAGCUGAUGCCGGGCGAAAAGCGCAAGAAGAAGGCAUCGACGAUUGCCGGUGAAAAACGGCGCAACAUGGAUAUAGUGACGAAAGUGUUGAACAAGAAGCCGAAGAUCGACAUCGAUCGGGCGAUUUCGUUGCAGAAGUCAGAAGCACGCGCAGAACGCGAGGAGGAAGAAGCGGCCAACGAAGGCACGGGAAGAAAGAAAGCUGGCAAGGGUGGCAAAAAGGCGAAAGCAUUCAGCCGAAAGAAGCCAAAGGGUGGCCAAGGAAAGCGAAACCACAGCAAGCGUGCCGUUGGUCGGAAACGUCGUUAAACCUGUUGGCGUUUGGAUGGCUAAUGGUAAACAAAACACAUUCAAUAUACUUGAAUAUAUAACAUUUAUAUUAACAGCUAUCGUCGUAAGUUCUAGAUCGAUAUAAUUCGUGUAAAAAAAGAAGCAUUUUUUAUGAGAAAGUUUCAUUAAAAGGAAUGGAUCUAGGAAUAAACAAAUCACAAAUCCUUCAUCUAA